UUCGACUUUACUAUCUUGUCUUAUAAUAUAUUAGCAGAUAACUUGCUAUGGAAACAUUCGUAUUUAUACAACCUUUGUCCUCCUGAAGCAUUACAAUGGGAUUUUAGGAAAGAAAAAAUCAUUAACGAACUCUAUCAAUUAAAUGCAGAUAUUGUAUGCCUUCAAGAAGUACAUGAUCAACAUUAUCAUAACUACAUUAAACCCAUGAUGAAAAGGAAAGGAUACAUUGGAGCCUAUGAAAAACGUUUUGGAAAUAACUUCGACGGUUGUGCAACAUUUUUUAAGAAAACUAAAUUUAACAUGGUGCAACGCUGUCGCGUGGAUUAUCACGUCAACGGUGUCUCUUUAAUGGAUCGCGAUAAUAUUGGGCUUAUAGUUAUGUUAGAAUAUCGAAAUCCAACAUCAAAUAGACGCCAUGGUCAAAGUAAUCAUGCUACCGAAGCGAGUGGACUGUCUGAGCCUAAUCUUAAGCUUUGUAUCGCCAAUACUCACUUACUUUAUAAUCCCAAACGUGGAGACGUAAAAUUAGCUCAGUUGACGAAAUUAUUUGCUGAAAUUAAUAACCUUACUACAUCUGCCAAUUGUCCUGUAAUUUUAUGUGGCGAUUUCAAUAGUACCCCAACUAGUGCACUUUUUCAGUUUAUCUCUGAAGGUCAUUUAGUUUAUGACGGUUUAAAUCGAAAGACAUUAUCAGGCCAACGAAAAUCAAAAGUACGCUAUUCUGACGAAUAUGGUGACGGAUUCAACCUACGUCGUGGUGCACUGCCACCAUGGGGAUUGAAAAUUAGCAAUUAUUGCAAAUAUGAUAGCGAUUGUGACAUUGAAACUCACCAAAAUUAUGAUGCACUAUUUCAUCACUUAAAUUUGCGUAGUGUUUAUCGGUAUUUAGAGGAUUCUGUGACGACAGAUUCACAAGCCGUAGACUAUAUUUUUUACUCUACUGAUGCAGCUUGUAAUUCCACAGAUGUUAAAAACAAUCAACCCCAGGUUUCUCAUCGAAUUCAACCCAUAAACUAUUUAAAUUUGUAUUCUAUGGAAGAUAUGGAGAAAAUGCAAUUUUUGCCUAAUUUUCAGCUAGCAUCAGAUCAUAUAUCACUAAUAAGUAAAUUAAGGUACUUUGAAAGUAAAGUCGAAUAG
Messenger RNA from Trichoplax adhaerens, 1137 nucleotides. RefSeq lists its product as uncharacterized. NCBI's taxonomy places the organism in Eukaryota, Metazoa, Placozoa, Uniplacotomia, Trichoplacea, Trichoplacidae. The annotation marks the transcript as partial. The transcript has 4 exons. The record is from RefSeq and is a predicted model, not a curated record. Gene Ontology annotation, molecular function: 3'-5'-RNA exonuclease activity.